Arabis nemorensis is the source of this 216-nucleotide messenger RNA. Lineage: Eukaryota; Viridiplantae; Streptophyta; Magnoliopsida; Brassicales; Brassicaceae. The record is from the annotation of a GenBank genome assembly.
AUGGAGGAGGGUCUGCAAGGGAAGCAGGUUCCAGGCUUGGAGAAACCAAGUUUUUCUAUAGGCCUCACACAAAUGGAAACUGACACUAAAACAGUCGAGGAGAUAAAGUGGGGUGGGAGUAAGAAAAGUCUCGAGCCAAAGGGACACUUGAAGCGGACUGGUGGAUCAAAUGCAAGCGGAAAUGUUCUUGGCCGUCGUCGUUCAAAAGAAUGUUGA